This is a messenger RNA of Klebsormidium nitens, 941 nucleotides long. Lineage: Eukaryota; Viridiplantae; Streptophyta; Klebsormidiophyceae; Klebsormidiales; Klebsormidiaceae. The record is from the annotation of a GenBank genome assembly.
UUUCUGUCAUGUUCUUCCGGAAUUCCCCAAGCCUGCUGCUCACGAAGCUUCCCGAGCGCAACGAGCCUGGCCUAACAAACGCACAGACGCUGCUGGCGGAGAAUAAGCAGCUGCACGCAUCGGGGAAGGGCCAGGACCAGGUGCAAACGCGCGCGACUGCGCUCAUCGCGCCUUCAGGAGGCGGGAAGUCCCGCACGGCGCUCGAGGCAUCCUGCCACGAGUACAGCUUUUACCUGAGCUUCUCCACAGAGAAAGAGCCCGGCACGAGCAUCCUGCGGGAGGCAAUGCACCGAUUGGAGCAGAAGUUUGCUGACACGUAUGAGGAGAUUCGGGGUGAUGCUUCUCGCCUGCGCCAGUUUCGGAGCCGCCGCCUUCUUGACAUGAGGAAAUUCAUUUCACGCAUCCUGCUGGCCUUUGCAUUGGGCCUGCGCGAGUACCUGAGGCAGCACAGAGACCGCGCCAGCCCCAAGGGCUUCCUCUUGUUCCAGCUCAUCGGCAUCAGUGCACAGGAGGACUGGCCGCGGAAGACUUGGGGUUGCCUGCUAAGCCUGUCAGGGGAGGCGGUGGAGCUGAAGCUGCAAGCGACGUUGGAGGAGCUGCGAAGGCUAACCAAUCAGGACUUCUUCAACACCUUCCUGGACGAGGCGCAAGCGGGGAUGCGGAGAAUGGACGGGUACUUCCCAAGCCGUGACGAGUCGGAGGGGCGCCCGCUGCUGAACGGCUUGGUUCGGAGCCUGUACCAUAGCAUCUUCGCGCACUUCCACUUCAACCUGACUGGGGGUCCUUCUAGAAGCAAGAAGAUGCUUCUGCGGCUGGACAUCCUCGGGCUGAUUGCCCACCUACAACGGACUGUGUGGACAGUGGCGCAGCGCGCCAGAAUCCGAGUGGAUGGCCGAGACGGCCACACCGCCGCAGCAGGAGCCAGCAGCCUUGCUGUUUAA